AUAAAAGCUUCACCUGAAUCCAUCGAGAAAUUUCGCGCUUCGUUAACUAAACUCGGUGAUAUCUAUGUUAAUGACGCAUUUGGAACUGCGCAUAGGGCUCAUAGUUCGAUGGUUGGUGUAAAGUUGGAUACGCGCGCUUGUGGAUUUUUGAUGAAGAACGAGCUAGUUUACUUUGGGAAAGCACUGUGUGAUCCUGCCAGGCCAUUUUUGGCUAUUCUCGGUGGUGCAAAAGUCGCGGACAAAAUUCAACUUAUUAAGAAUAUGCUUGACAAGGUGAACGAAAUGAUUAUUGGUGGCGGUAUGGCCUUUACGUUCCUCAAGGUUGACCAGAACGUCGAGAUAGGAAAGUCACUUUUUGAUCAGGAGGUAACUAAGAGUGCAUACUUCACUUUGAUUUGA
This is a messenger RNA of Angiostrongylus costaricensis, 399 nucleotides long. The record is from the annotation of a GenBank genome assembly. Lineage: Eukaryota; Metazoa; Nematoda; Chromadorea; Rhabditida; Metastrongylidae.